CCACCUUAAGAGCAGAAAAAGCAAAUAAAAAAUCAGUUGACCUUAAAAAUGAAAAGAGGGGGCUCGAUCCGGUGACGUCUCGGCCGCUGAUUGGCCGCUCUGCGGGUAUGCAAAUGAGGAGGCGGGCUCGGAGGAAACGAGUAGGUGACGUCAGUUCCCCCACUCGCAGAGAGCGAAACAAACAUGGCGAUAGACUCGAGUGGUCGGAGCUUCACGGUAACUUUAGUCCUCUUCUCUUGUGUUCUAGCGGGCAGAAGGAGCUGGUGGGCGGCGGCAGAGCCCCGGGCCGCCCCGCGGAUCCUCGGCAUGAGGCUGGAGAAGAGCGACCGGCCGGCCGCGACCACCGAGAGAGGCGUGAUCCAGGUGACCGAGGGCAGCGCCACCCUGUUCAGGUUCUACGGGCUCCACCUGCGCCCCAACAGCUCCGAGCUCAUCAAGUUCGCGGAACUUUACACCAGCACGGAGGAGAACGACGACUUCGGCGCCGUGCAGGUCCACCUGAACAGGAGCACCUGUUACGAGGACACGAAGGACAUAGAGGUGCGGGGCCCCAUGCAGGUGAGCCACCAGAACACCACCGGGGUGGUCGCGCUGCGGAUCAAGCAGCUCCGCAAGAGCGAAGCGGUGAAGGUGUUCGGCUUGUGCGUCCGCGGCGCGCAGGACAAGGACGCGCCGUGGCACCUGCUGGACGAGCAGGACGGCCGGGUGCGCGUGGUGGAGGAGGCGAAGUCCCUGCUGCCCGUCUGGCUGCAGGUGAUCCUCAUCUCCUUCCUGCUGGUGCUGUCCGGCAUGUUCAGCGGGCUGAACCUGGGGCUGAUGGCGCUGGACCCCAUGGAGCUGCGCAUCGUGCAGAGCUGCGGCACCGACAAGGAGAAGAAGUACGCGCGGAAGAUCGAGCCCAUCCGGAGGAAGGGGAACUACCUGCUGUGCUCCCUGCUCCUAGGUAACGUCCUGGUGAACACCACCCUCACCAUCCUGCUGGACGACCUCACCAAGAGCGGCAUCGGCGCCGUGGUGGCCUCCACCGUGGGCAUCGUGAUCUUCGGGGAGAUCGUCCCCCAGGCGCUGUGCUCGCGCCACGGCCUGGCGGUGGGCGCCAACACCAUCCUGGUCACCAAGCUCUUCAUGCUGCUCACCUUCCCGCUGUCCUGGCCCAUCAGCAAGCUGCUGGACUGCGUCCUGGGGCAGGAGAUCGGCACCGUGUACAACCGGGAGAAGCUGGUGGAGAUGCUGAAGGUGACGGAGCCCUACAACGACCUGGUGAAGGAGGAGCUCAACAUGAUCCAGGGCGCGCUGGAGCUCCGCACCAAGACCGUGGAGGACGUGAUGACGGCCAUCAGCAACUGCUUCAUGAUCCACAGCGACACCGUGCUGGACUUCAACACCAUGUCGGAGAUCAUGGAGUCCGGAUACACCAGGAUCCCCGUCUACGAGCACGAGAGGUCCAACAUCGUGGACAUCCUCUACGUGAAGGACCUGGCCUUCGUGGACCCGGACGACUGCACCACCCUGAAGACCAUCACCAAGUUCUACAACCACCCGGUCCACUUCGUGUUCCACGACACCAAGCUGGACUCCAUGCUGGAGGAGUUCAAGAAAGGAAAGUCCCACCUGGCCAUCGUGCAGAAGGUGAACAACGAGGGGGAGGGGGAUCCGUUCUACGAGGUUCUGGGUCUGGUCACCCUGGAGGACGUCAUCGAGGAGAUCAUCAAGUCAGAGAUUCUGGACGAAUCCGACCUUUACACUGAUAACCGCAGCAGGAAAAAGGUGGCGCCCAACAAGAACAAGAGAGAUUUCUCCGCCUUCAAACACGAGAACGAAUCAAAAGUGAAAUGUUCUCCUCAGCUGCUGCUCGCCGCCCACCGCUUCCUGGCUACAGAGGUGAGCCUGUUCAGCCCGGCUCAGAUCUCUGACAAGGUUCUGCUGCGGAUCCUUCGCCACCCCGACGUGAUCCAGGAGAUCAAGUUCAACGACAACGACAAGAGAUCAGCGCACCACUACGUCUACCAGAGAGGGAAACCUGUCGACUACUUCGUCCUCAUCCUGCAGGGCCGUGUGGAGGUGGAGGCCGGCAACGAGAACAUGAAGUUUGAGACCGGACCGUUUUCAUUCUACGGAGUCAUGGCGCUCAGUGCUCCCACUCUGGUGGCUGCACCUCGUCCUCGCCACCUCUCCUUUAAGAGGUUUUCUCUGUUCUCUCGGUUUCCAGAGUUCCGCUCGCCGUCCCACCUGAGCGGUUUGAACCGCACGUCCUCGCUGAGCGGCGCCGACCGGGCCGACUCGCUGUCCGUCAGCGGCAGCAACAGUCAGCUCAACAGCAGCAUCCCGUCGCAGCAGUACACGCCAGACUUCUACGUCCGAGCGCUCAGCGACCUGCAGUUCGUCAAGAUCACGCGGUCCCAGUACCAGAACGGCCUGAUGGCGUCCCGCCUGGACAGCACGCCCCAGUCCCCGGAGAGCGGCCACAACACCAUCCGCCUGGACCAGACCACUCCCCCCGCCACCGCCAACACCACCAUCACCGACCUGGCGGCCGACUCCACCCCGACGGAAAACGGGCCGGACGAGACGACGCUCCUCCUCCUCAACGAGCAGAACUCACCGCACACAGCCAACCACCACAGCCAGCUGGAGAACAGCAUCUGACCCCCAACACCUCCUCCAAACCCCCUCCUCCCUCCUCCUCCCUACGUUUGCAAGCAUGCACUACUACGCUCGAAUGUAUGCUGAGGAGGGGAGGAGUGUGUGUGUGUGUGUGUGUGUGUGUGUGUGUUUGUAUGUGUGUGUAUGAGUGACUGAGAAUACAUACGUAAAGAGACAAGCCAUGUGUGUGCACACACAGACACAUUAUACUGUGGGACACUCCAUCAGAAACACUCACCGCCAACCCGACAUCCACAGAAAGGAGCGUGCACACAAGCGUGCGUGCAAUUGUGCGUGCAAUUGUGCGUGCAAUCGUGCGUGCAAUCGUGCGUGCAAUCGUGCGCGCAAUUGUGCGCGCAAUCGUGCG
This is a messenger RNA of Centropristis striata (black sea bass), 3010 nucleotides long. It is a transcript of the gene cnnm4b, whose product is annotated as metal transporter CNNM4. Gene Ontology annotation, cellular component: plasma membrane. Gene Ontology annotation, molecular function: magnesium ion transmembrane transporter activity; sodium ion transmembrane transporter activity. The coding region runs from base 184 to 2646 and encodes 820 amino acids. Gene Ontology annotation, biological process: magnesium ion homeostasis; magnesium ion transport. The transcript is spliced from 8 exons. Lineage: Eukaryota; Metazoa; Chordata; Actinopteri; Perciformes; Serranidae. The record is from RefSeq and is a predicted model, not a curated record.